Molecule: messenger RNA, 2474 nt
Organism: Aspergillus saccharolyticus JOP 1030-1
Lineage: Eukaryota; Fungi; Ascomycota; Eurotiomycetes; Eurotiales; Aspergillaceae
Product: transcription factor domain-containing protein
Exons: 5
Coding region: 1-2106 (701 amino acids)
Biological process (GO): positive regulation of transcription by RNA polymerase II; DNA-templated transcription
Cellular component (GO): nucleus
Molecular function (GO): DNA-binding transcription factor activity, RNA polymerase II-specific; zinc ion binding; sequence-specific DNA binding
Source: RefSeq, a predicted model, not a curated record
AUGAACCGUAGAAAAUUCUCCAGAACGUCCGAGGAGGGCGAGAUCUCCAAACGGCCGAAAUUCACCGCAUGCCAGCGCUGCCAUGCACAUAAGAUCAAAUGUUCAGGGGGUCAGCCGUGUCUCAAAUGCCGGCAGGUCGGUUGUGCCGAUGAAUGCCAGUACACGCCUCGCGAUCGACAGGUGAAAGUGAGUGAGAGCUUCUUACAACGCCUGCUAGCGGAGAACCAAAGGCUGCGCGAACAGCCCCAAGCGUCGGGGCCACCAACCGAAGCGGAUCCAGAGGGGGCCGCCUCGGAGCGCGGGCCGUCACAAGCGGCAGCGGCGGCGGCGGCUGCUGAAGCACCGGACCUGGAGACUGGCAAUCCCAACAACGUGCGCAAUCCCCUGAUCGGAGAUCGCGCCUGGUUCCAUCCUUAUGAUACCUCCGCGCCCCCCAUCUUCAUUGGUGAAGCUGCCUGCACCGCGUUUGCGACGCGCUUCCGGCGCUUUCUGACGGGGAGUAACGCCACCGCUCAUAUCCCUCGCACCCAGUACGUCCACGAUGAGAGCAUCAGUGCGGCCUCUGCGGGGGAGAUAGGCUGGCCCAGUCCGCAGCAGGCCCGGCUGUUGCUGAAGAUUGCCCUGCGGCAGAUCGGGUCCAUCUAUCAUCUGGUCCUGCGUAAAUCGACAACAGAGAAACUCGAAGAGAUCUACCAGACCGGUGACUUCAACGUCAAGGUCUACCAGUGCAAGUACUUUGCACUGUUUGCCUUUGGUGAGGCCUACUCGAUGCGCAAUGAGCCGUCCUCGGGGUCGCGCGUGCCGGGGACGAGGUACUUUGCGCGAGCCCUCAGUCUCGUGCAAGUGUUGCCGGAACGAACGAGUAUUACCCAUCUGGAGACCUUGUUGCUUUUGUCUUUAUUCUCCUAUUAUCUGAAUCGGAGACAUUCAGCCUACGUGCUGAUCGGCAGUGCGAUGCGUUUAGGGCUGACGAUCGGCCUCAACCAUAACAUCCCCGAGUCGCAGCUGAUUGACCCGGUGGAGCGACAGCAUCGGGUGCGCAUCUGGUGGACAAUCUACAUCUUCGAUCGGAUGUGGGGCUCCAAGAUGGGCGUACCAUCGCAGAUACUGGACGACGAUAUCCACUUGGACAUGCCGUCGACGAUCAACCCGGUCGCUCUACAUGAGGAGCAGUUCUCGGAUACAGAGUAUCUCAAGGCAAACAUCAGUCUGGCCCGGAUUGUGGGCGAGACCAUUGCCAAACUGUACAGUCGACGCAAGUACAGCGAGACGUUUCUGCAGCGCGUGCAGAAGUUGCUGAAAGCGUUGAAGAACUGGGUGGAAACGCUGCCGAAGCAUCUGCGGUUGAACCAGGAGGAGCCCGAAACCAGCCGAACACCGGUCGGGUCGUUGCAUUUGUCGUUCAAUCAGUGUGUCAUCAUAACCACCCGCCCUACUCUCCUCCACAUCCUCAUCAAACUCAGUGAGGCCGAGUCGGACGAAAUCUCUCAGCCAGUCCUCACUCUCGGCGAGGCAUGCGUUCACGCCGCCCGACACACCCACUCCAUCAUCCUCACACGCUGGAUCAACGGCUCGAUGCCCACCUUCGGCUACUUCCACGCGCACUACCUCUUCUCGUCCGCCCUAGUUCUAGCCAUGUCCAGCUUCACGCCGAUGGGCAGCGCUGCCGACAUGAGCUCCUUCGAGACGGGGCUGGAGGUCCUCCGCUCGAUGAGCGAGAACGGGAACCUAGCGGCGUCGGAAUUUCACCAGCACCUGAAGGUGGUUAACGAGUGCUUGGCCCGGUAUCUGAGUGAUCGCCGGCGCGAUGGACGUGGUGGUGGCCAGCCGAACGCGGCGGCGGCGAUCGGGCCCGGGGUGGCGGAUGCGGUGGUCUCGUCGUCGACGCUGCUCGGGGGGUCCGGGGGUCCUGGAGCGCCUGGGAUGGAGGACUCGUUUCUGCCGGUCGAGUUGCGGGAUAGCAGUGGGGGUUUCACGACGGCGAUGGCGUUUCUGGAGCCGACGAUGCAGGAUUUUCUGGCGCAGAGCGAUUUCGACUUGGGGAUGUUGCAGGUGGAUACUUAUUUGAAUGAGGUGGGGUAUGAGGGGAUGACUAGCGAUCAUUGACACUGGGCAGCUUGUUAAGCAGGAUGCGUUCUCGCGGACACCGCGCGAUAAGUAUCGAAAGCAUGAAUACCCACUAUCUAACUGGAUGGAACUCCGACCCCGUGAUGCUGAGCCGUUUUUCCUUGCUACCCUGUCACUUGGGCUUUGGAACCAUCGAAGCACCCACUAGAAGCUCAAGAGAGUCUGCUGUACAAUGCUCCAGAGGUGGUAUUCCAAUGGUAAAAAUCAGGAUGGUGGCAUGUCUCAUCAAUCUCGCUCCCCAAAUACACAUCCUCACCGGCCAUCAUAUAUAUAACACAUCCACUCCCAUACUAGUACUACUAGUACUACUGCUGUAUGACUUAUAUACGCAACACUGUACAUACCAC